GUUACUCUGCGCUCGUUGAGGCACCAAAUGCGGCGAUAGGCGCGCUUGAGCUUGUGCUCCGGGCCCGCUCUCGUUUUCCUGGCACUGAGCAGCGAGGUGUUUGAAGAAUGGGCUUGUUCGACUAUCUGUUCUCUAAGGCAGACGCCAAAUGCGAUAUCUGCGUCAAGUCGUUCGCGCAGAUGUGGGCGUCGUACCGGGGGCAGAAAGGGCACGAUCCGGCGCUGGGCGAUGAGGCGUACCGCCCUCGCACGGAGCCACUGCCCACCACGGUGCCCGGCCACCCCCCCCGCUUGGUGGCCAUCGGCGAUAUACACGGCGACUACCACAAGGCCGUACGGGCGCUGCGGCUGGCGGGGCUAAUGGACGAGCACGGGCGCUGGGCGGGCGGCAGCACCGUGGCCGUGCAGGUGGGUGACAUCCUGGACCGCGGCGACCACGAGAUUCGCAUCCUCAUCCUGUUGGAGCGACUGGCGGCCGAGGCGGCGGCGGCCGGCGGGCGGCUGUACCUGCUCAACGGCAACCACGAGACCAUGAACGUCAUGGGCGACCACCGAUACGCCACGCCAGGCGCCAACCUGGAGUUCCUGGGCUUCAGCACGUGGCGCGACUUCUGUGCGCUCAUGAAGCGCCGCAGCGGCUGCAACGGCGCCGGAGCGCCAGACCCCUUGCAGGAGCGGCGCGACGCGGCGGCCCGCGCCUCCAGCUCGCCGCACACCGCGUCCAUGGCCCGCCUGGCGCCUUACAACUGGCUGCGCAGCCGCGCGCUCAUGCCGGGCAGCGAGCUGGCGCGGCGCUUCUUCGCGGCGCGGCCCACGGUGCUGCAGCUGGGCGGCAACGUGUUCGUGCACGGCGGCGUGCUGCCGGCGCACGUGGAGUACGGGUUGGAGAAGAUCAACAGCGAGACGCAGUCCUGGAUGUUGGCGCCGGACGGGCCCACGCAGGCGCCGUCCUUCCUGCGCGGCGGCUCGGCCAUCGUGUGGGCGCGAGCCUUCUCCGCGUCAGACGAGCGGCGAUGCGACUGCGACACCCUCAAGAGCGUGCUUGAGUCGGUUGGCGCGCAACGCAUGGUGGUGGGGCACACCAUCCAGACGCGCGGCAUCAACAGCGCCUGCGAGUCGCGCGUAGUGCGGGUGGACGUGGGCAUGUCGCACGGCUGCGGCGACGGGCCGGUGGAGGUGCUGGAGGUUCUCAAGGACGGACAGGUGUUGCGGUUGCGGGAGCACACGCCACCCGUGGAGGUGGGCCCGGCUGCGCCGCGCCACCCGCCACACCAGACGGCGCAGCAGCACGCAGCAGGAGGCCGCGCGCCUGUUCCCUCGGCGGCGUAAUACUUGUGGAGGCCGGGAAUGAACGAGUUAUGUCGCCGUUUGGAAGGGCCUUGGGGCAGCUGAACGGUAGGCAGGAGAUAAGAUGUAAACUUGAGGAGGCCCGCACAGCCUUGAAAGAGGAGCAUGCAGUAACGCUGAGCUGCCGAACGGAUGCCGACGGGGGUACGAAUGCUGACGGAGGUAGAGCGCAGGCUGAGCGGGUGGUAUCUGGCUGGGCCUGUGCACGCCUGUGCAGGCCUGUGCAGGCCUUAGAGUUCAGGCAGGUCGAGCUUUGCAGGAUGAUUGCAGUGUGGAUUGUGUGCAACACUGCAUGUUGGAUUCCCCUGUCGGGCUCACUUGCGCUCUGACAAUCUUCGAGAAGCCAUGCCCAGCACCAACCGACCGCGACCCUAUCCCAAAAUAGCGGCAUGGGCUUCGUGGCACAGCGGUGUCCGCACGACAUAUCAUGGGCCUGUGAAUGACGUGCUCAGGCUACCCCAGUGCAUUUUGGCUUCGGUCUCGAACUGGAAUGGGCAUGGGGGAGCGCAGCACGAGGUGGGAUCGGCGUUGGGG
Messenger RNA from Chlamydomonas reinhardtii, 1880 nucleotides. RefSeq lists its product as uncharacterized. Lineage: Eukaryota; Viridiplantae; Chlorophyta; Chlorophyceae; Chlamydomonadales; Chlamydomonadaceae. The record is from RefSeq and is a predicted model, not a curated record. Gene Ontology annotation, molecular function: hydrolase activity. The transcript is spliced from 8 exons. The coding region runs from base 108 to 1328 and encodes 406 amino acids.